Messenger RNA from Xylaria bambusicola, 813 nucleotides. RefSeq lists its product as uncharacterized. The record is from RefSeq and is a predicted model, not a curated record. Gene Ontology annotation, cellular component: Cbp3p-Cbp6 complex; mitochondrion. Gene Ontology annotation, molecular function: ribosome binding. Lineage: Eukaryota; Fungi; Ascomycota; Sordariomycetes; Xylariales; Xylariaceae. The transcript has 3 exons. Gene Ontology annotation, biological process: mitochondrial respiratory chain complex III assembly. Bases 227 to 574 code for a protein of 115 amino acids.
UUGGUUAGUGAGCCGCCUUCCUAGAUAGGCGUCAUGAUGAUUAUUUUAUCCAGCGCGGCAUUACUGACGUCGUCCGGCCUUUAAUUCAUGUUAAUGCGCCUACGAAGAGACAAUCUGCGUAGCUAGCUGGCAUCAUUAUUCGGGUUGCUGAUGCGUACCUUUACGCAAACUACGUGAGCGGACUCUCUAGGCGAAAGAGUACACAAAACGCCUAAUACAAUCUACAAUGUCUCGUCAAGCCCUCCGCGGCCAGCACCAUAUCCUGCGAGCCCUCUCUCAAUGGCCCAAGGAUACCAUUCGUCCCGAAAUACAAUUCCAGACUGUCCUACAAAAGCGCUUCGACCAACCCAAGCUAGCGCUCUCUGAGGAGGAGCAGUUGAGGCAAGCGAAUGCCCUCUACUCGCUCCUCGACAACAGGUAUAAAAAGAAGUAUCCCAUUACCGGCUCGUUACUUCAACCCAAGAGCAACCCAACGUAUUUUACCGAUCUGCUGAAGGAGCUCGAAGAAGCGCCAACCCGGUCAUACUUCGAGAGACUUUUGCUGAGGGUGAAGGGGCUUGUACGGUUACAGUAAUGAUCAAAACUAAAGACUUGAACUGGAUAACGACUUUGUGUAUGAUAUCUGUAUGAAAUGACAUAUGGCGCAAUAUUUUGGAAGAGGGAAUUAUCGGAGAAUGACCGGCUGUUACUAUUACUCUAGACAGCGCUACCAAGGCGACAAAAUGGGAAAUGGAAGAACUAGAUACCCGUAAUCUCCAGCUCUUGUAUGAAUUCGAAACACAAUCUCCCGAUCCACUUAUAGUAUAGUUGGAC